GUCGAAAAGAACCCAUUUCUUUACGAAUUAUGUUGACAAUUUAUCGCCUAAUGUCCCUCUUAUCGCCAUUGAUAUCCAAGCCGCGGCAUGAAAACGAGUUUAUGGGUCCGAUCUACUGAUCAGUGGUCCGAUCUAGGGAAAUCCCAUGACCACAAACUUCGAAGGGCUCCGACAGGACACACGAGUUUGACUCAAAUUUCAAAGCAGGUUCGUGCUGUUCUUGGUGAAAAGAUGGAUGGAAAUGUUCUGUACCAUUUAUUGUUGCUUUUGCUUUGUAUACGCUUAGGCAAAUGCAAUCAGCAAGCGUUUCAGAAGGCAAGUAGCAGCGGUGAGAUUUGUAAGGAGAAUAUUUGCAAAUUUGUCCUGACGCUACGAGAAGAGCUGAGCAUGACAAGGACGAUAAGACCGGGGAGAAUUUGGACUUCAGGCGAAACCUUUUUACUUCAACUAGAGAACGGAAGGCUGAUACAAAGGCUUGGAACAUUUUAUCAGCAGAAAGUUUACAACGAUUACGAUGGUCUUGUGGUUAACGCAACAACAGAUACUAUCACAGCAGACGGUGUUCGGCGAUCGCUCAUAACCAUCAACGGUCAGUUCCCUGGUCCUAUGCUCGAGGUUAUGGAAGGCAGCGAGGUGGAAGUUAUUGUUAACAACCAAAUGCUCCAUAAAAGUGCCACAGUUCAUUGGCAUGGAUUUCAUCAGCAUAAUACACCUUGGAUGGAUGGAGUCGCUUACAUUACCCAGUGUCCUAUUAGCCCCAUGACGUCUUUUAUGUACAGGUUUAUUGCAUCCCCAGCAGGGACACUUUGGUAUCAUGCUCACCUUGGAGGACUGCGUGCAGAUGGCUUGUUUGGGCUGUUCAUUGUCCACGAAAAACCACCAACGAUUCCAUUUUACCCUUUUGUGGUAAACCAUUGGCUUCACCUGCCAUUUAACGAAUACAUGAUUACAAAUCCUUACAAGAAAACCAAUCAGGGUGCAAUUGCAGGUUCAGCAGAAUACACAUACAGCUUCGAGCAUCUGCACAUGGAAAAGCCAAGGGCAUGGAGAACUAUUGACGGUGUGCGACUGUCUUCCAUGGUUUACACAAGCACCUUAAUAAAUGGAAGGGGCCAAUACAAAAAUAACAAAGCCCCUUUGCCGUGGUUUCAAGUUGAAGAGAAGUCUUGGUUUGGCUUUUAUAUCUUAAAUCCCGGUGUCGAGUAUACAUUUGCAGUUUCUAUCGACCAGCACCAGAUGGUAAUAGUGGAUUUAGGUGUUGGAAAAAUAAAACCUGUCACUGUUGAUGUUGUGUAUUUGAAUCCUGGUGAAAGAGUUAGAGUAAAAGUUCAUGCGAAUAAGCAUGUUGGAAAUUACUGGGUACGCUCAAGAACUUUGGAUGACCAAGGUGAGGCACUUGCUGUUUUGCAUUACAGGGGUGCAGGCAAUAACGAGCCGUAUUCCUUGCCAAAGCUCUGCACAGAUUUAGUUCCAUGUAUCAUCUUUAACUGCCCCGCAUCGGCAUUUCCUGAUGAGUCAAAAGUUUGCAAAUCACCGCACGGUUUUACAGGCAUAGGGAGAGCACGCGAACUGGCUGAAAAGGUGAAGAAUGUCGAUGUGCAAGUAUUUCUUGACUUCGCGUUUCCUAUUGGAGCUUCCAUAAAUGGCUUCAGAUUCGUGCUGCCAAAGAAUCACCUUUAUUCGGACGUUCCCCUUGACACUAAAUGCUCAAGAGCCAAUUGCAAAGGCAAAGCGUGUUGGUGCACCCAUUAUAUUGAUCUGCCAUAUAAAAAGACUGUACAGAUGGUGCUAGCAAAUUAUGGAGACAAGAGCAAAGAUCAUGGUCAUCAUCACACCAUUCACCUGCAUGGGUACGACUUUGUUGUGUUGAAAACCGGGUUCCCAGAAUUCGACCAAUCAACUGGCGAGAUGAUAAGAAAGAACAGCGAUUUGUAUUGCAUUGACAAACUCUGUCGCAAAAUGAGAUGGAGUAACUAUACUGAUGUCGUGAAAACUUUCAACUUUGAGAACCCCCCAAUCCAGGAUGCGGUGUUACUGCCAUACGGAGGGUACACCGUGGUGCGCAUCCGUACCGAAAACCCAGGUAAAUGGUUAAUGCACUGUCAUCAAAUGAUGCACGCCAUUGAAGGAAUGGAUGUUGUCAUUAGAGUGGCACCAGAAAAGGCUCCUUCGUUACCAAAGAAUUUCCCAAAAUACUGCGGAGGAUUCACCAUCAGCAGUGAGGAGUUCCACAGAAUAAUCAGAAAUAAAGACUGAGCCACUGCGUAUCGGCGUAACGCGAAAAAAGACAAUAAGGUCUAUUUUAACAGACUAAGGUCUAUUUUGCUUAUAUUUCAAGAAUAAAAUUUAUAUUUACUUCACUUUUUUAACUUCUUAUCUUAUAAAGUAUCACUUUGAGGAUAGUAAUCAUCAAAUUUUUAA
Rhopilema esculentum is the source of this 2421-nucleotide messenger RNA. RefSeq lists its product as uncharacterized. Gene Ontology annotation, cellular component: plasma membrane. Lineage: Eukaryota; Metazoa; Cnidaria; Scyphozoa; Rhizostomeae; Rhizostomatidae. Gene Ontology annotation, molecular function: oxidoreductase activity; copper ion binding. The record is from RefSeq and is a predicted model, not a curated record. Gene Ontology annotation, biological process: iron ion transport.